AUGGCGGAGAGGACGGCCGACCAGCGGAUACGCACCACGGAGUGGGAGGACAUUCAGUACAGGCACGGCAACCGGGUCGGGAAGUACGCCACCAACGAGCUCGAGAUACUUGCGCAGAAGAUUGCCGACAAAAACGUCGACACGUGCCUCAAGGCGUAUGAUCCCAACGAGGAACGCGUGCGGGACAAAAUGGAGCGUGGCGGGUACGACGCGGAGCUGCAGCUGGACGUGCCCAACACGGAGGGUAACGAGGCGGUGGACACUAUUAUCGAUGACGACGACGAUGACGAGGCACUUCUGGCAUUCCGCCGGAAACGCCUGGCGGAGCUGCAAAAAGAGCAGGAGGCACAGCGAUUUGGUGUGCUUCGUCACGUAUCGGGGUCAGACUACAUGGCUGAGGUGACAGAGGCCUCUGCGGCUCACUGGGUUGUUGCGCUGCUAAUUAAGCCGGGACAUAGUGACUGCGAGACGCUGCUUUCUGUCAUGCGUGUGGUGGCGCAGCGUCGUCGGAGCGUGAAGUUCCUUUCGAUGAUCUCAACUGAGGCGAUAAAAAACUUUCCGGAACGGCAUCUUCCCUGCGUCCUGCUUUACAAUAAAAAACGGUUGCAACAACAGCUGACAGAGCUCACGCCUUGGAGAGCAAAGAACAAACUACUCUCAGUGGACUCCGUGGAGCGUGCUCUGCACCGCUACGGUGUCCUCGCGGGUGAGGAGUUUGAUGCCGAGGAGGAGGAGGAGGAUUGA
Molecule: messenger RNA, 744 nt
Organism: Trypanosoma conorhini
Lineage: Eukaryota; Euglenozoa; Kinetoplastea; Trypanosomatida; Trypanosomatidae
Exons: 1
Coding region: 1-744 (247 amino acids)
Biological process (GO): protein folding
Cellular component (GO): cytoplasm
Source: RefSeq, a predicted model, not a curated record